This is a messenger RNA of Photinus pyralis (common eastern firefly), 975 nucleotides long. RefSeq lists its product as uncharacterized. The coding region runs from base 1 to 975 and encodes 324 amino acids. Lineage: Eukaryota; Metazoa; Arthropoda; Insecta; Coleoptera; Lampyridae. Gene Ontology annotation, molecular function: DNA-directed DNA polymerase activity; nucleotide binding; DNA binding. Gene Ontology annotation, biological process: DNA replication. The transcript has a single exon. The record is from RefSeq and is a predicted model, not a curated record.
AUGAUCGGCCUCAUUCCACAUGGAGGGUACAGGAUAGCCGAUAAUCAGAGUCGGACAGCCAUCAAAUGGCUUGUUCAUCGACAAACCACUGAUGUUCCCGAUCUUCAGCAUGCUGGUAACACUCGAGAAGUCAGCAUAAAGGAAGGAAUCCUUGUCGAUGGGUACUCACCGUCCACGACCACCGUGUACCAGUUCCACGGAUGUUACUACCACGGUUGUGAGAGAUGUUUCCCCGAUCAAACGACGCCCCUAAAAGGAAAUAGAGCCGAUAAAAUGGGUACGCGGCGUGAAAAAACCGAAGCCACUUCAUCACGCAUUCGUACUGCAGGCUACCAUUUAAUUGAAAUGUGGGAGUGUGAAUUCCGCACAUAUUUAACCAAUAAUCCCGAAACCCCUGCUUUGCUGAAUGGUAAUAAUAUAUUGAGACACGAACCUCUAAAUCCUCGCGACGGCUUCUUUGGAGGUCGGACAAAUGCCAUCAAACUAUACCACAAGGCCGAAGAAGGGGAAGAAAUAAGAUACUUGGACGUGUGUUCCCUCUACCCCUACGUUAACAAGUAUGGGAAGUAUCCUCUGGGCCAUCCUAGAGUACUUGUCACGCCCGAAGAACUUCGUUCCGUCAACAUAGACACCAUAGAGGGCAUGGUCAAGUGUACAGUGUUACCUCCACAAAACUUAUACCAUCCCGUACUUCCGUACAGAUGCCAUGGUAAACUUAUGUUUCCCCUGUGUCGGUCAUGCUGCGAAACAAUGCAGCAAGGCGAGUGUGACCACAGCGAUGAGGAUCGCCGUUUCACAGGCACUUACGUAGCGGACGAACUACGAAAAGCGAUCUCAUCGGGCUACGUUGUGAUAGAUCUUCAAGAAGUGUGGGAGUAUAAGACCACGCAAUACGACCGUACAACCAAAAGCGGCGGUUUAUUCUCCGGUUAUGUGGACAACUUCUUGAAGACCAAACAGGAGUGCAGCGGAUGA